CCUAAUCCUUCGCUUGCGCUUUACGCUUUAUUCUGCUGCUACGAGGCGAGCUUUAGGUCAAGCGAAUCUCAAAGACUCCAGUUCUACAAUGGGAAAAGAAAAGAUUCACAUCAACAUUGUGGUCAUUGGCCAUGUCGACUCUGGCAAAUCCACCACCACUGGUCACUUGAUCUACAAGCUUGGUGGUAUUGACAAGCGUGUGAUUGAGAGGUUUGAGAAGGAAGCUGCUGAGAUGAACAAAAGGUCAUUCAAGUAUGCCUGGGUUCUUGACAAGCUUAAGGCUGAGCGUGAACGUGGUAUUACCAUUGAUAUUGCCUUGUGGAAGUUUGAGACAACCAAAUACUACUGCACUGUUAUUGAUGCCCCUGGGCAUCGUGACUUCAUCAAGAACAUGAUUACUGGUACCUCACAAGCUGACUGCGCUGUUCUUAUUAUUGAUUCAACUACUGGCGAUUUUGAAGCCGGUAUCUCUAAGGAUGGUCAGACCCGUGAGCAUGCUUUGCUUGCCUUUACCCUUGGUGUCAAGCAGAUGAUUUGCUGCUGCAACAAGAUGGAUGCCACAACCCCGAAAUACUCCAAAGCAAGGUAUGAUGAAAUUGUAAAGGAACAACAACAACAACAACAACAAAACCCAAUUCCCAUAUUAUAUCAUCUAACUGAGAAGAUCCCAUUUGUCCCAAUCUCUGGUUUUGAGGGUGACAACAUGAUUGAGAGGUCUACCAACCUCGACUGGUACAAGGGUCCCACUCUCCUUGAGGCUCUUGACCAGAUCAAUGAGCCAAAGAGGCCAUCGGACAAGCCCCUACGUCUCCCACUUCAGGAUGUCUACAAGAUUGGUGGUAUUGGAACUGUUCCCGUCGGUCGUGUUGAGACUGGUGUCCUUAAGCCUGGUAUGGUUGUGACUUUUGGUCCGACUGGACUGACAACUGAAGUCAAGUCUGUUGAGAUGCACCACGAAUCCCUUCCAGAGGCUCUCCCUGGUGACAAUGUUGGGUUCAAUGUGAAGAACGUUGCAGUUAAGGAUCUCAAGCGUGGUUAUGUUGCUUCAAACUCAAAGGAUGAUCCUGCCAAGGAAGCUGCCAACUUCACCUCUCAGGUCAUCAUCAUGAACCACCCGGGUCAGAUUGGAAAUGGAUAUGCCCCAGUCCUUGAUUGCCACACCUCCCACAUUGCCGUAAAAUUUGCUGAACUGUUGACCAAGAUCGACAGACGAUCUGGUAAGGAGCUUGAGAAGGAGCCUAAGUUCUUGAAGAACGGUGAUGCAGGAAUGGUGAAGAUGGUUCCGACCAAGCCCAUGGUUGUGGAAACUUUCUCAGAAUACCCACCGCUCGGUCGUUUUGCUGUGAGGGACAUGCGUCAGACUGUGGCUGUUGGUGUCAUCAAGAGUGUUGAGAAGAAGGACCCAACAGGUGCCAAGGUCACCAAGUCUGCUGCCAAGAAGAAGUGAGCUGUUGCGUUGGAGACAUGCAUGGAUUACCAUUUUUGUCGAGCGUUUGCUAUUUACAUGGAAGUUUUAACUUUUCGGACCAAUUUUAAUAUGUUUUAGUUUUAUCUUGUUCUGGUUGAGACUUUUGUUCAAGUGUCGAGGUUUGCUUCAUACUGUGGGUUAAUCGCUUCUAAACAAUUUUAGUUUGAUAUUUAUCUUU
This is a messenger RNA of Hibiscus syriacus, 1646 nucleotides long. Its product is annotated as elongation factor 1-alpha-like. Bases 89 to 1447 code for a protein of 452 amino acids. Lineage: Eukaryota; Viridiplantae; Streptophyta; Magnoliopsida; Malvales; Malvaceae. The transcript is spliced from 4 exons. The record is from RefSeq and is a predicted model, not a curated record. Gene Ontology annotation, biological process: translation; translational elongation. Gene Ontology annotation, molecular function: translation elongation factor activity; GTPase activity; GTP binding.